GGUAGCGGGGGCCAGAGGCUCCAGAUGUUUUGUCAAGUUCACCGGUAGAUAUGAGUGCUGCAGAACUGUCUGCAUAAACAGUGAGUCCAAGACGAGGGCAAUCAGAAGUAUCCCAAGCCCUGAGCACAUCUCGGCCUCUUGUUUGACGGCCACGGGCCGUUCUGCCAGUGUGUUUUUUUUUUUUUUUUUUUUCAGUUUCUACAGCUUGCGUACCAACAGCUGUUAGAAGCAUGAGAGAAGACCUGGCCUGUCCUGAUUCCCCCGAGGGAAGCCUGGUAGUCAGUGAAGAAGAACUAGACAGGAUUCAGAAGAAGUGCGGCAAUCGGAAAAGGGUGCCCUACAAAAAGGAGAGCGAAGAUGGUGGCAGUCCCAGCCAGGUCCCGUCUGGCCCUAAACGACCCAAGAAAAGCUUGUCAACUUCCACAAACCAGUCAUUCGAAGAUCUCCACACCCAGAGGGUGAUUGCCAAUGUACGGGAACGUCAGAGAACGCAAUCCCUGAACGACGCCUUCGCCUCUCUCCGAAAGAUCAUCCCUACGCUGCCCUCCGACAAACUCAGCAAGAUUCAGAUCUUGAAGCUGGCAUCCCGCUAUAUUGACUUCCUCUACCAAGUGCUCCAAAGUGACGAGAUGGACAGCAAGCUGGCCAGCUGCAAUUACCUGGCCCAUGAGAGGCUCAGCUAUGCAUUCUCAGUCUGGAGGAUGGAGGGCGCCUGGUCUAUGUCCACAUCCCAUUAGCGGACACCUGUGCCAGGACUUAAUGAACUGAAAACCAAAAGAUGCCUGGAUGGUCUCCUGAGAAGGCAGCAGUUGACCCCAACAAAGAAACCAGAAGAGAAACACGCCAAAAACAACAGCAAACUAAAGCACCCAAGACGUCACUUGCUGCCUAUCAAAGGACACAACCAGACAAACACAAAGGAGAUUUUCAAAGUCAGGAAGAAUAAAGAAAAUCUGUCUAAAUUUUGUGACCAGUGGGCCCAAGUAGAUUCAGCUGAGCUGCCCACCCCCCGUGGUGCCCAGGUGACAGGAGCCUGACGUGAAACGUUUUUUCCCCGACUGGCCCGCACUCCACCUCAAAGGACAAAAGCUUUCCAAUCCCGAAGUGCAGUCUUAGCUGAAUGGGAACUGCCUUUUAUUAUAUCAUUGAUUUGUUUUCCACACAGUUUUCUCCAUUUUUUUUUUGUUUUAUAUUUUGUAUUGCUUAAAGCUUGAUUGUUGCGUAAAUGAACUCCUGGGAGUGACGGUCCGCCGGGCGGCCUUGAUGUUUUAUGGCUCUUAGCCAGUUGCCUCCACUUCUCUCUUUCGCUGCCUUUGUCUCUGUCUAUUGCUCACUCCUUCUGCUUCACUCUCUUCCCUGAGACUGGACGUUUCAUGGAAACCGCCUUAUGGUAUCAAGCUGUUUGAGAAUCUUCAUUUUCUAGAAAGAUUUGCACAAAACAAGUUUGAAGAAAGAAAAGAAAAAAAAAGAAAAGCCCCCUGCUGAAGCAGCAAUCAGGGUAAAUGGUUUGUAACCACGCUAAUUCUGCUUGGGGCUCCUCCAGAAUUCACAUUCCCCUUCCUAGAGAGUUGAAGGAGUGAUGGAGAGAAAUAUUAUGGCAAAUAAUGACUGCUCUUUGUGUGGGCGGGAGUCGGUCGAGUGAGCGUUCAUACCACUAGACGAGUUGUGUCUCCUUUUAGUAUUUCCCAGCAUGCUGCACAAGUUAACCAAACCAAGGGCUUUAAGAGGCAAUUGCAUAAAUAAAUAAAUAAAAAGUUAAAACAAAAAAA
Polypterus senegalus (gray bichir) is the source of this 1769-nucleotide messenger RNA. Its product is annotated as twist-related protein-like. The record is from RefSeq and is a predicted model, not a curated record. The transcript is spliced from 2 exons. Bases 231 to 737 code for a protein of 168 amino acids. NCBI's taxonomy places the organism in Eukaryota, Metazoa, Chordata, Cladistia, Polypteriformes, Polypteridae. Gene Ontology annotation, molecular function: RNA polymerase II transcription regulatory region sequence-specific DNA binding; DNA-binding transcription factor activity, RNA polymerase II-specific; protein dimerization activity. Gene Ontology annotation, biological process: developmental process; regulation of transcription by RNA polymerase II.